CAUCGUGAGCAUGGUGUACACGCAGUCCGAGAUCCUGCAGAAGGAGGUGUACCUCUUCGAGCGCCUCGACUCCGCCAACAGGGAGGCGAUGAAGCACCUGAAGGCCAUCUGCUUCCUGCGGCCCACCAAGGAGAACGUGGAGUGCCUCAUUCAGGAGCUGCGGCGGCCGAAGUACAGCAUCUAUUUUAUUUAUUUCAGUAACGUGAUCAGUAAGAGCGAUGUCAAGUCAUUGGCUGAGGCUGAUGAACAGGAAGUUGUGGCUGAAGUUCAGGAGUUCUAUGGCGAUUACAUUGCAGUGAAUCCACACGUUUUUUCUCUCAACCUCUUGGGCUGCUGCCAGGGUCGCAACUGGGAUCCGGCUCAGCUGUCCAGGACAACUCAAGGGCUGACUGCUCUGCUUUUGUCUCUGAAGAAAUGCCCCAUGAUUCGGUACCAGCUCUCUUCUGAGUCAGCAAAGAGGCUUGCUGAAUGCGUGAAGCAAGUAAUCACUAAAGAGUAUGAGCUGUUUGACUUUCGGCGCACUGAGGUUCCUCCUUUACUUCUCAUUCUGGACCGGUCCGACGACGCCAUCACCCCACUUCUGAACCAGUGGACGUACCAGGCUAUGGUUCACGAAUUGCUGGGGAUUAACAACAACCGCAUCGACCUCUCUCGGGUACCGGGGAUAAGCAAGGAUCUCCGAGAGGUGGUCCUGUCUGCCGAGAACGACGAGUUCUACGCCAACAACAUGUACCUGAACUUUGCGGAGAUUGGCAGUAACAUCAAGAACCUUAUGGAGGAUUUCCAGAGGAGGAAACCUAAGGAGCAGCAGAAGCUGGAAUCCAUAGCAGAUAUGAAGGCAUUUGUGGAGAAUUACCCACAGUUCAAGAAGAUGUCGGGCACGGUAUCGAAGCAUGUGACAGUAGUGGGAGAGCUCUCUCGACUGGUUGGUGAGCGGAACCUGCUGGAGGUGUCUGAAGUGGAGCAGGAACUGGCCUGCCAGAAUGACCACUCCAGCGCUCUCCAGAACGUGCGUCGCCUCCUGCAGAACCCCAAGGUGACAGAGUUUGACGCUGCCCGGCUGGUGAUGCUUUAUGCCCUGCACUACGAGCGGCACAGCAGCAAUAGCCUGCCAGGGCUGAUGACAGAUCUCAAGAACAGGGGUGUGUCAGAGAAAUACCGAAAGCUCGUGUCUGCCGUUGUGGAAUAUGGAGGGAAACGGGUGCGGGGCAGUGACCUGUUCAGUCCCAAGGAUGCUGUAGCCAUCACCAAACAGUUCCUCAAAGGACUGAAGGGGGUUGAGAAUGUGUACACGCAACACCAGCCUCUCCUUCAAGAAACACUAGAUCAGCUCAUCAAAGGAAAACUCAAGGACAGCCAGUACCCCUACCUGGGUCCCAACACUCUCCGUGACAGGCCCCAAGAUAUUAUCGUGUUCAUCAUUGGAGGGGCAACUUACGAAGAGGCGCUGACUGUCUAUAACCUUAACCGCACCAACCCGGGGGUCCGGAUCGUCCUAGGUGGGACCACAAUCCACAACACAAAAAGCUUCCUCGAGGAAGUUACAGCUUCGGGGUUCCGUGGCCAAAGCACUGAGAGCUCUCAAGUUACGCCAAGGUCAAGCAGCAGACGGUGAAUCUUGGAGAAAUUGCUGUCUCGCCCAUCCGGAGCUUCCAUGAACUUGGCUUUGGAGCAGAACUGGACGUUCCUGCACUGCGCUGCUGUCGUAGCUUCCCCCAUCCAUGCCAGGAACCUUAAUGGGCACGAGAAGCAUCUGGGCAGUGAAUGCUGGAGUUGGCAUCUGCCCUGAUGAACCAGGACAUGCCCCAGACUGCAGCACCCUCAUUGUCUUCUCACAAACACAGCUCUGAACAGGACAUGGCUGCGUAAUUGGAAUUGUAACCUGCAGGAGAGCCUGGGAAAAAUGUGGCUACAGAAGCACCGAGUCUCUGCAGCUCUGCCGGCCUGUGGGAAAGAUGUGCUUUUAGUCGAUUUGUCAAAACACGCGAUAUGAGUCCCCUAAUGAACAUCUAAUGAUCCUGGCCCAGACUUUUGUGUGCAUCUCUGGAAGGUGAAGCUGAUGGGCACUAGAAGCCCUUUGCUUUGCUCAGUUGUCUGUAUAUUUUGAGUCCUAUUAAAUAACCCAUUUUGACUGAACCUCUUGUCUAUUAAAUGAUUCCUAAUAUCCCUUUCGUAAUGCCACUAAGGUGUAAUUACAUUCUUAAUCUUCUUUAUUAGCUUCUGUUUACCUUAAGAAACAAACACAACUCCAUGCCCCUGUUUUUGCUCCCAAGUUGUGAACUGGAAAAGUGUUGUGAUUUUUUUUUUAACAAUAAA
Aptenodytes forsteri (emperor penguin) is the source of this 2316-nucleotide messenger RNA. It is a transcript of the gene VPS45, whose product is annotated as vacuolar protein sorting 45 homolog. The record is from RefSeq and is a predicted model, not a curated record. The coding region runs from base 11 to 1615 and encodes 534 amino acids. The transcript has 14 exons. Lineage: Eukaryota; Metazoa; Chordata; Aves; Sphenisciformes; Spheniscidae. Gene Ontology annotation, cellular component: Golgi membrane. Gene Ontology annotation, biological process: intracellular protein transport; vesicle-mediated transport.